Messenger RNA from Monodelphis domestica (gray short-tailed opossum), 10689 nucleotides. It is a transcript of the gene RNF130, whose product is annotated as ring finger protein 130. NCBI's taxonomy places the organism in Eukaryota, Metazoa, Chordata, Mammalia, Didelphimorphia, Didelphidae. Gene Ontology annotation, cellular component: nucleus. The record is from RefSeq and is a predicted model, not a curated record. Gene Ontology annotation, biological process: protein ubiquitination; ubiquitin-dependent protein catabolic process; positive regulation of DNA-templated transcription. Gene Ontology annotation, molecular function: ubiquitin protein ligase activity.
GCGACCUGACUGUGCCUCAUCUCAACACCCUUUCCCUCCCUCUCCCCCUCCCCGCUACCACCCUCGCCUCGGUCCUGCCUUUCCAGCUUCCCCUCCCGAGCGGGCUCGAGGCUGAUCAUCGAGGAGCUCCAGUCGUCGAGUCGGCCUCACAGGCCGCGCCUUAGUGCAGGUUCCUCACUCACCCCCCGCCCUCGCUUUCCUCCGGAGGAUCCUGGGGGGAAGGUGCCAGCGCCCCGCCCCGCCCCGCCUCCAGCGGCGCCCCUCCCCUCCCCGGCUGGGGCGGGGCCGCGCCGGGCUAAGCGGCUGGGCUGGGGCUGGAGCCGGGCUCUCGCCCCGGCUACCCGGAGUCUACCCCGCACCGCCCAGGGGCCGGAGCACUGAGUGAGGCGGAGCGCGGAGGGAGGAGCUGCUGCCGCUGCGGCCCCGCCGAUUCGUCGCCCGCCUGGGUUCCAUGGACCUGUCGCCGAUCCGGGCCCGGGAUGUUGCGGGGGAAGCGGGCCGCCCCGGCGCGCCCUCCCUACCCUGACCGACGGGGCGGGGGAAUGGGCCGGCAGCAGCCGUGCUGAAGAGCGGCCACCCGCCUGCCCGCCCGCUACCGCCGCCUGCCUUGCUCGGCCCUCCGACCGAGGCUCCGAAGCGCUUCCGGGCCCCACGGGCCGCACCGACUUGUCCCGGCCUGCCUGCGGCGCGGCCUCCUUGCGCUUCCUCCAUCCCGGACCGAGCCCAGGCUUCUUCCCCGGCCCCGUCCCAAGUCCCCGGAGCAUGUCCGGUCGUUGGAGUGGGGCCCGGAGGCCCGGCCUGGUCCUCCUGGCCGUGCUGCACUGGUGCCUGCGGGCCGCCGGGGCGGACAUCGCGAGCCAGGAAUACUAUACGGCGCUCAUCAACGUGACCGUGCACGAGCCCGGCCGGGACGGCCCCUGGACUUUCCGCAUCGACCGUGGCCGCUACGGCCUCGACUCCCCCAAGGUGGAGGUCAGGGGCCAGGUCUUGGCUCCCCUGCCGCUGCACGGAGCUGCAGAUCAUCUGGGCUGUGAUCCUCAAACACGUUUCCAUGUCCCACCUGACAUCAAACAGUGGAUUGCUUUGCUGCAGAGGGGAAACUGUACAUUUAAAGAGAAAAUAUCACGGGCUGCGCUCCACAAUGCAAUUGCUGUAGUCAUCUAUAACAAUAAAUCUAAUGAAGAGACAGUCACUAUGACUCACCAAGGAACUGGAGAUAUUGUUGCUGUGAUGAUUACAGAAUUAAGGGGUAAGGACAUUUUGAGUUAUCUGGAGAAGAACAUCUCUGUCCAAAUGACAAUAGCUGUUGGGACUCGUAUACCAGCAAAGAACUUCAGUCGUGGUUCUCUAGUCUUCGUGUCAAUAUCCUUUAUUGUUUUGAUGAUUAUUUCUUCUGCAUGGCUGAUAUUUUACUUCAUACAGAAGAUCAGGUAUACAAAUGCCCGGGACAGAAAUCAGCGUCGUCUUGGAGAUGCAGCCAAGAAAGCCAUCAGCAAAUUGACAACAAGAACAGUAAAGAAGGGUGAUAAGGAAACAGACCCAGACUUUGAUCAUUGUGCUGUGUGCAUAGAGAGCUACAAGCAAAAUGAUAUCGUUCGAAUUCUGCCUUGCAAGCAUGUUUUUCACAAAUCCUGUGUGGACCCCUGGCUUAGUGAACACUGUACUUGUCCUAUGUGCAAACUGAACAUUCUGAAGGCCUUGGGAAUUAUGCCAAAUUUGCCAUGUACUGAUAAUGUAGCUUUUGACAUGGAAAGGCUUACCAGAAGCCAAGCUGCUAAUCGAAGAUCAGCACUUGGUGACCUUGCCAGUGACAGCUCCCUUGGCCUUGAGCCACUGCGCACUUCAGGGAUGUCUCAACUUCCUCAGGAUGGGGAGCUCACUCCUCGAACAGGAGAAAUCAACAUUGCAGUAACAAGUGGGCACUUCUUUCAUCGCAACUCUUUGUCCCCUCGAAGCCUGGUUUACGAGAGCGAAUUCUCCAUGAUUGAGCCUUCCUUGGACAUGUACGAUGACAACAAAACCUGAGGAAACCUCCAUGCUUGGGGUCACUCUUUUGUUGGUUUCUGAUCAUUCUUCUUUUGUAUUCUUCUGUUGGUGUCUUGUCCUGGAGGAAGAGUUGCUGCGUUUCCCAUGUGAGGGUCGGGUUUCCAGGCUAAGAUCCAAAGUUCCCCCAAGAUGGGACUGCCCUGCAACAAUGCACCAUCACACAUUGCCCUUCCAAGGUUGUCCAGUCUCACAAGAGUGGUGAGCCACGUGUGGAUGCAAGAGGCUUAGCCCUGGCCCCCCAGGGUCCAUUGUGUACUGAAGAUGUCUUUUUAUAUAUAAGCAUGUACUGCUCUGUGUGAGUGGAGUUUGCCUUUCUAAUAGUCCUUGUGAUCAAGAGUUCCAUUGUGUGCCCAAGUCUACCAGGUGAUGUUUUUUUCCAGUAAAGAGGAUCCUGAGCCACUGCCCAGAUCUCUCUCCAUUCUCUCCUCUCUCUUUCUGUGACAAGGCGUCUUUCUGAAGAGACGGGGAAAGGAUGUGUACUUUUGUCCUUGCCACGUGACUGACCAACUGUGCUCUUGGUAAAGUGACCUAUCCUUAGAGCCGUGAUGGGUGGUGGCAGUGGAUGCUGACAGUGAGGAAUAGGCAGAAUCAUCCACAUGUUCACUUCUAACUUCCACUUUUGAGCAUGAAGUCACUUUUACAGUCACUGGAAUGUCACUCCAGCCAUGCCUGCCAGCCCACAUGCUAACAGAGAUGGGGCAAAAAAUCCCUGUCCUUUUUGGUUGCUUCCCAAGCACUCAGAAUCUCAUGCAAGAUGACCAAUGGUUAUCUGAUUUUUUUCCUCACUGGAGAGUUAAACCAUCCCAUUAUCUGGUAUGACACCAAAUAAAUCCCAUUCCCUGGUUUGGUUUGGAUAACAAGCAGCUCCCACCUGCUGGUCCUUAUAACAGCAAUGAAGACAGCAAAGGAGAAUGAACAGGGAAGUUUAUAUGUAGAUAUACAGAAAGGAGGCAUCUUGUAUUUUUGUCCAGCAGGAGAAAAAAGAAAUGUUUUGUUUUUUUUUAAGCAAAAACAAUAGGGUUAUAGGCAAGAAAGAUAUGUAUGUGUGCAUUAGACACAUAACUGCCAGCAUCCUUUGAUGAGCAAAUCAACCCAACAUAUCUAUGCACCUUUUGCUAUAAUAGUUUAAUCUGCUUCUCCAUUUUAAUCAAAGUUACUGUAUGGGAAGUUACAAAUGCUUUUGUAUCAUGUGAAUGAAAAUUUGAAUCUCUGUACAUCUUGACUUAAUUCUAACAGAGAACCCAAAGAAAGGACUCCUCUGCCUGAUUACUUUUAUGGAAUCUGUAGAACAUAAAUGGAAGAGGGGCACUUACUGUCUUUCCAUAUGCAACCAGUCCUUUUUAGCAUGUGUCCUACUCUAUCUAAUGUGUCAAAGCUGUGACAAACACAAACGGGACUUCAACCAAAACCCUCAGUGAGCUGACGCAGUGAUACUCUUUAGAGAAAAGCCUACCCUGACCUAAUUCCAACUCUCUUCUGAAAUAGUUCGAGGCUGGAGUGGGGCAGACUUUUAAGGAAUUGACAGCUUCGUUUUUUAUCUUUACCAAGCGAGGCGUGUUCUCGUUGUUUUUUGUCUGGUUUUUUCCUUUCUUUUUAUUAUGGUCCUUAUAGUGUAGAAAUAUUUUUGAUAAACUGAGUUUUAAACAAAACAAGGUUUUGGCAAGGGAAGUUUGACCUCAUUGGGUGGGCAGUUUCAGGGCAAAGUCAGCAACAGUCAUAGCUCAGUUAUUGGGAGGGGACAAGGGAGAGGAGCCAUUCAGUUUCACUUCUCCUGGGUCAUUCCCGGACCAGGAAGACAACUAUUCAUUCAAUUUCUCAGCAAUUGUUGGCUAUGCAGUACCUAGGGAGCUCUUCCAGGAGAGUGUUUAGACUAACCUCUAAUUUCAAACUGAGCCCCAGUUUUGUGGAAAUGGCCAUCUUCCUAUGCAGACACAUAAAGGAAUACCAACUUCUUCACUAGAAAGAUGGACCUGAAAAAGUCAGUCAUGAAGACACAUAACUAAAAGAUGGCAUUCCUGACUUCAAGCAAUUCCUUGGACUAAAGGAAUCCCUGCUCGGGAAAAUUCAAUGGCCAUUCACCUGCCUAAGUUUGGAUGCCUCAUCUCCAUUCCCUUUGGAACAGAUUUCUCUGGGCAGAGACACACUAGGCAUGGUUUCUUCUCCAAAUCCCUUUUUGGAUCUUCCCACCUAAGACUUUUCUCUGGUUCUGCAGUGUUACCCAAUUGGCUUUUGUAUCACCAGCAGAGUGGCUAGUUUCAGAAGAUAUGUCCAUCUUAUUUAAAAUUUUCUUCAAGAAAAUUAGCUGUGCUUUGGGAAAGAAAAGGGAUCCAAAUGGGGGUGGGAAAGGGGAACUUACUAAAGAAACAGACUAACUCCAGAAAUUUCUCAUUUCUGUCACAUUUUUACCAUUCUUCUUCCAGACCCCAUUUUCCCAGUGACAGUCAGGAUCAGCCUAUCCAAGGGUGCCUCAUCAUCAGAUAGUUGGCCACCGGGCAUUUUUUUUUAGUCUCAGCCAUCCAUGAAAACCCUCUCUAUUCAACAUAUAGAGGUUUCAAACUGCUUAGGCAGAAAGGGAUGAGCUACCUACUCUGGAAUUGCCACUUCCUUAAGUAUUGAAGUAUUCCAAACUGCAGUAUCCCUGGAGCCAGGGCUAACUGCAAAAAAGCUGCUUCCUCCUUUGGCAUUCAGUGGCUCCAGUGCUCUGACCCCGGUGGCAUAAAAUAUUGGGAUUAAGCCAUGUAAUAGGUGCUUAUCAGGGGAGUCAGUAAAUGACUUGCUGGGCCUUAGUAGCUUCCUGAGGAAGAAGCUACCUCAGAGCCCUUUCUGAUGCCCUUUCUCUGUUUCCGUACCACUUGGUACAGCCCCUGGGUACCUUGAACAGUUACAGAGGAAUCCUAUGGUUGAACCAGCAAAUUGGAUAAAGGGAUCAGACAUUCUAUUGAGAGAGGGAGCAUGUUUCUCAUCAGCAAGCAUAUUCUUUUUUACAAACCCCAGGGUGGCCUGUCUCUACCUGGACUUAGAAAGCCCUUAGUGGUAGUAGUGGACUUAGCCUUUUCCUCCCUGACUAGGAUAUUAGUUCCCUCAGAAAUUUAAUAAGGGAGAAAUAAGCUACUGUUGCUUUUAUUCUUUUUGAAUUCUGUUACCACAAAAUGCAAUCAUCUGAAUAUAUUGGUGGGAUUAUCAGCCAGAUGCAUUGACAAGUAUAAGCAACAUCACUCUUUUGAAGGGAAAAGUUGGCUAUUUUCAGUUAGAUAUUUCUCAUCCGUUCUAUAAAAAUUUGAUUCUGUGCAAUUUGUCUGGUCCUCUUACAAUUCAGGAUAUUUCAAUGACUGUAAUAAGUAUUUAUUUACUGAUGAUUGUACAUAAAUCUUAUUGCUAGACAUCUCUAGCAGCUCUUUCUAAUGUAGAGAACAGGGAGGUUCAAUGGUGAGGGAACAUAUUCUAUAACAGGGUCAUGAGUCUGGCUGUUCUCCCUCAGCCUUCUGAUGAUUCCAAGGCUGAAUCAUUUACAGUUGGCUACAGUGACAGCAUUUGAUUUGGGAUUCUCUAAUCACAUUCAUUGGUCCGAUUGGUUACAAUUCCAGACCCAUCCUGGACCAAUUAGGAAACUUCCUGUUUUACUUGAUCCUGUGAGUACCACUGCAUUCCUAUCUAAUCACUGACUAGCUUCUUUUCUCCCUAGGCCAGAAUUCAAAACAGGUAAAGAUAGGGAUCCGGCCUCCUCCAAAAUGACACAAAGAGAAGCCCUUCCAUUAUAAGCUCAUAAAUAUCAAACAGUGGCCCUAACAGAAAUAAUUCCCAUCCUGUAGUACUUUAAAGUUUAUAAACCAUUUUCCUUACAACAAUCCCAUAAAAUAAGUAGUUUCAAGUAUGAUUGUCCCCAUUGUAUAGAUGAGGAAACGGUCUCAGAAAUAAAGUGAUUUGCCUUGGGUCAGACUAGGGAAUGUUUGAGUUUAGACUUAACCCCAGGCUCCUGACCCUAAUAAUAGCAUUCUUUCUAGUAUCACAGACUAACUGUGGACCCCAUGAGCUAUUUGCAUCUAGAUAUUUUAUCCCCAAAGAGCAGCAUGGUAUUGGGGAGAAAGUCCUGAACUUGGAAUAAGAAGCACAAAAUCCAAGCUCUCCUGCUUACUCUCUGCAUGACAUUAGGCAAAUCACUUGACCUCUCUGGGCUUCCUGUUCCUCCCUUAUGAAAAUGAUAACAAGAAUCUUCCUAUUGCCUAUUUUAGAAAAGAAAAUAAUACAGACCUAGACCAGUAAAUGAGCUUGCUGUCCACAGAAAUUCUCCAAAAGCAACCUCUGUUAGGGAAAGAAAUCUAAGCUCGUCAAAAUGGUAGCAUGUGGGGCAGCUAGAUGGCUCAAUGGAUAGAGAGCCAGGCCAGGAGUUGGGAAGUCUAUCCACUGAAUCACUGACCCAAGAGAAAUGAAACAGGCCUUUCACUCAGAGAGCUAGUAGAGAAGUUAAGAUAAGUAUUCAAAUACCUACUAGUGAAAGUCAGAUUUUGAUAAAUGCUUUAAGGGUGCUACAAAGUGCUGAGGAGGAGUUCAGGGCUUUAAAGACUGGAUGGGAGAGCCACGCAAUUGCCAGGCAUUCCAGGCAAGAGAAAGGACAUGUGAGCCAAAGCCCAAGACAUGUUCAGGGAGCACCCGGCUUGGCUAGAGCCCAGCCUCUGUCGGGAUGGGUGGGAGACGUGUUAGGGGCAGAGCUCAGGAAACCUUUGGUGCCAGGCAAGGAGCUUAGACGUUUGUCCUGGAGUCUGAGAGGAGGCAGGGAGGGAUGAAAUCAGAGCUGGGCUUUAGGAUGCCAACAGAGUGGUUAUUGUGGACAGACUUCCCUUUCCCUUGGCCUUCUUAGCAUUAACGUGCCUUGGAACUAAUAUUUAAGUGUCCAUUCUAAGACAGAGAGAAGGGUCUAUUUAAAAAAGAAAAAGAAAAUCAUAGCAAGUUUCUCUUGAAAUCCAAUGACAGUAUUUGAAGGUCCUGGGUUCAGAUAUGACCUCAGACACUUCCUAGAUAUGUGAAGCCCACCCAGAGCCAGAUAUUAUUAAGAUUUGUAUAUGAACUCAAAACCCACUUUGUCUUUAGAGGAAACAUAUGCUAAACACAAAUUCUAACAAAAGUAACCAAUGUGUGGUGUUUUAAGAAUUAUGAAAGGCACAUAUAUGUGUGUAUAUAUGUCAUUUGAAACUUACAGUCCAUGAGGUAGUUACUACAACUAUAUUUAUCCUCAUUUUACAGAUAAGGAAACUGAGUCUAAAAGAUUGUGACUUGCCCGUGUUCUCACAGCUAGUAAACGCCAGAUCUUCCUCCAAGAAGUUCUGCUUUAAUUAAAAACAAAAACAAAGGCCUUCUGACUACAUGAACUCAGCCACCUUGAGAGUGAAAUUGUUUUCCCCUUCAUUUCUACUGACCUGUUUACUCAGUGUCUUAAAAUCCGCUAGCUCUUGAACAGGCCGAGGUACACGGCCAUCUGGAAGUCUGUGCAAGAGAGGAUAGAAAAUGCUUCCUAGACCAGAAACAUUCCUGUGAUGUUCAUUGAUUCCAUAGUGUACAGCAAAUAGAUAACGCUUAAUAAAUGCUUGUUGAACAUUGAAUUAAUGCGAUUGAGGUUAGGACCAAUUUCCUGGAUAACAAGUAACUAUUAACUCACAUGACAAUAAUGCUUUUAAAUUGUCAAAGCACUUUUCUCCUCUAAAGGAAGCGUUGCAAAUGUUGUUAUCCCCAGGAAGCCAAGGAGAAAAAUAAAGAGAUUUGCCCAAGAUCAGAUGGCAGUGAGUGUCAGACCUGGGAUUUGAACCAAUAUCCCCCGACUCCAAGUCCAAGGUGCUCUCUGCUACACUAUACUGCCUCUCAAGAGAACUGAAAGAGCCAUAUUGAGGAAUGUGGGCAAUGUGACAAAAGAAUAAAUACUCAAAAGAGCCAGGGUGCUAGGGAGGGGGUGGUGCAGGGAAAGGGAAAAUGUAUAUCUGCAUUUGGGGGAUGAAAUAAUCUUCUUGAUUUGUGAAGCAGCAGAAAGGAGAGGGGAAGGUGAAGACCACCAAAUUCUUGGUCCUUGUGCAUGGAUAAAUAACUUCUUAGUAAUCUUGGAUUCUAUGCCCAUGUCUUUGCCAUUAACUUGCCAUGUGGCACAUUACUUAACUUCCUUUGACCUUGCCUAUAUGCCCUGUGUGAGAUCAGCCAUUCUUGCAUUAAGGAAGGAUUUGAUGACAUGCUCUGGAAAGGGGGAAAUAGAAAGGUCAAUUCAAGAAAGCCAUCAAUCUGUAAUCUGGCCUAAACAUUUUGGGGGGAAUCAUGGUCUUCUUAGGUGGCCAAAAAUCCUAGGCACAGCACCCUCUGCAAACCCCCAUGUUUCCCAAGAGGUUCAGAAAGGAGCGCCAUUUUCCUUCAGGCGCCUCCUGGGAGUUUCAGGCACCCUCAUUGGCCUCUGGUCCUCUGAUUGAAAGAGCCAACUGUCUCUGCCAGCAAGUUCUUUGCUGACCGUGCACCACAACUAAAACAAGGACUUUGAGUCUCCAUGGACCUUCCACCACUCUCUGAGCUCGGCUGCAUAUGCUGUCUCCUAAUCCACGAAGGUCCCAGGCUUUGUCUCACUUUCUGCACCGACCCUGGUUGCUCCCUCUUGCCUAUCUCCUUUAGAGGACCCCAACCCUCACUCUGUGGUCUGGGACUGAGUGAAGGUGUUUCUUUUCAUCCGGGGAGCCCCAGAGCAUAUUAAGCUUGAUAAUCUCAUAUUGUCGCCAACCUAAUUUAUGACUACAUCCUCUUUGGCUCAGGCCCUCAUUUUUCUCUCCACUCUUAACCCAGCACAGAGAUGAAUCAGAAGCAGGAAAUCAAGAAUCUCUUUGAGAAAAGCCAAAGGUCUCUUCCUUUGGUACCAAGAGGGGCAAUUUUUCUCUGAUCUUGUACAAGUGAGCUGUGAGCAGUCUUUUGUGAGGACUUAGCUUUCAUCAUCAGUGUCCCCUUUUCAUUCUGGACCCAGGGAUAGUAGUAGGAAAAGCUUGAAAGAGGCAGGGCCAGGACCUUUGUAAAGUAAAAAAAAAAAAGGAACCAAGGCAUUUUUCUACUAAAGCUUUCACUCAACCAGAUUUCUCCAGGCCACAAUUUCCUUCUGGACUUGACUUGCUGCGCUCUCCGAUCAGCAGUGCUGCUGGCACAAUACAACCCGACACAUUCUUGAUCAAUGCCCCACUUUGCUUGCUAGGCAAGAGUGUCAGGAAGGGAAGGAUCAAUGACCUUGGUGGGACUUAAUUGGCUUUAUCUCAAGCUCAGCAAGGCCAUUCACCAGCUACUAAAGACUUUUAUGAUCAUCUUUUCUAAACCCCAGCAUUCUUUCUAAAUCAGCUGCUUGGGAGCCAGAGACAGUUUCAGCGAAUUCUCAAGAGCUAUUUUUACAUAAUUAACAGGAUGCGAGAGCUCUUUCUGCUUUCCCUGCUUUCUGCACUGGCCACCUCCUUCCUCUGGCUUUCACUUAGGCCUAUAGGAAGUGGGCACGUGCCCCAUCAGGCCAUUACCAAUAGCUGAACGACUUGGCCCAGGAGGCCUCAAACAAUCCAGUGACACCUUAUCGACUCUGAAAGGGCAGAAUCCUUUCUUUUCACCAAGCAAGCCUGCUUUUCACAGCCUAGACACAGCCAAACGACUACCCACCCAAGAUUUCUGCACCAUCAUGAUCCAGUGCCCCAGCUCUGCCUUUGGGUUGGGGAGGAUGAGGCUGAAGGGCUAGAUCUUGGGCUAGAAGGAGUAGGUAAGACCAGACCUCCGCCUGGCCGCCUACUGACAAGUCUGGGCAAUAAACUCAACACUCUAGCUUCUAAGAUGUUCUUUGGCAGAAGGGACAUGAUUUCCAGGGAAGGGGGCUACCCUGCGCAGAAUUUCAUUCGACUAAGCCUCAGAACAUCACUCUUUCUUUGUCGCUGCUAAAGGGAGGGACAGAACAGGAAAAAAGAAAAUUAUUCCACAAAGUAAAAAUAGUAUUCAUAUAAAGAGGUAAAAAGUGCUACUGCCCAAAGGCCAAAAAAACAAAAAGUUCCCACUGACAAGCUUGACAACUGUAACCACAAGCUCACAUCUAAGGUGUCCCGAGGUGGCGCCACGAUGAGCCCCUUGGCCGUGAGGCUUCACCUCUAGGAGCUCUGGGUCAGGAAAGACCUGCGCUCGAGGUCACCGAUAACUAUGCACAAAGUCUUAGAGGGUGAGAGACAAAAAUAUUUUUCUACAAUAGCACAGGAGACUCUUAGGGGGACAAGAGGGAUCUUUCCAAUAAUCCUCAGUAUGGAAAGCAGUACAUUGGCUUUGUCCUAGGAGCUAAGAGUCAAGAUUCUAUGCAUUCGAAGCUGUAUUUACUCUAGACUAGAUGGAGACAGGAACAAUGGGUGUCCUAGAUUACAAAUGCAAGGUUGGUAACUGGAUAGAAUUCUAGGUGAAAUGAGAAAGGCCUUUGCCUUCUAUGGGGACGCCACCUGCAAGGGAGUUGUCGAAGCCCUUGGAAAACACAGCUUGACAGCAGCAAAACUUCUCGGUGCACAUGUUUUGAUGUCAGUAUAAUAUAGUAGUGACACUCUGCGGUAUAUGCUGACAGGUGUAUACCUGUGGGUUUGGGUUUGCUAAUGUAAUACAUUUCAAUAAAAACCUACUGAAAACCUA